Thunnus maccoyii (southern bluefin tuna) is the source of this 1619-nucleotide messenger RNA. It is a transcript of the gene ifi35, whose product is annotated as interferon-induced protein 35. Gene Ontology annotation, cellular component: nucleus. The transcript is spliced from 10 exons. The record is from RefSeq and is a predicted model, not a curated record. Bases 71 to 1192 code for a protein of 373 amino acids. Lineage: Eukaryota; Metazoa; Chordata; Actinopteri; Scombriformes; Scombridae.
CGAGAAAAAGAAACUGAAAGAAUAAAUGAGAAAACACAGCAAAGAUCGUCGGUAGAAGGUCACUUUCACUAUGUCUUCUGACGAGGAUUUCUCUCUGGUGACGGACCCGUCUAAGGAAACUUUAGAGGGAAUCAAGGCUUUACUCUUCAACCAGAAGAAAAUAUAUGAACAGCACCUCGAGGAGCACAAGGAGCUGGCAGCCAGCCGAGAUGACCGGCGCGAGAUGACGGAGAAGUUCAAGCAGCGUACAGUGAAACUGAGGGACCAGAUCAAAAAGGACAAGCUGUCCUACAGCGAACGCAUUGAGAAUGAAAAAGCGAGGGUGAAGCUGCUCAAUCAGGAGGAGAACGAGCUGCUGGAGAAGAUCGAGAGAGUCAAGGCGGCUCUGAAGGACGAAAAGGCUGAAAACCUCCACCUGAAACAGCAGGCCGACGUGUUCAUGGCCGUGCCGGAGAAGAAGGUCGUCUUUAAAGGAAAGACAGAGAAAGCGUCCGACUCACAACCGUUUGAGAUGGACGCACGCAUAGUUUAUCCCAUGGACGGAGGAACGGCGCUGAUUACGUUUGAGGAGGAAGUCGUGGCCAAGAAGGUCCUGAACAUGAAGAAGCAUCAGGUGGCUCUGGAAGGAGGCUGCAGCAUCAGUGUGGAGGCCAGACCGAUUCAGCUGAUGCUGCCAACGCUGGUGGAGAUCGACUCUGAAGUUUGUCCUCAGCGCAUUUUAAUCUCCAACCUCCCCAAGAUGGACACCGAGCCUCUGCUGAACAAGCUGGAGAUCCACUUCUCCAAGACGAAAAACGGAGGCGGAGAGGUGGACGAAUGUGAAAUGCUGGCUGACUCUGGGACUGUGGUCCUCACGUUCGUGGACAAACACAUCGCCAAAGGUUUGACGGAUACGGAGCACCACGAUGUGAAGCUGCAACAGAAGAAGCACAGAGUGAGAGUGACGCCUUUCCUGAACGGAAAGAUUAAAAACUUUAAGACCAAGAUGUCGGUUUGUCCUCGCACGGUGCUGCUGACGGGAAUCCCUGCCGUCAUGGAGCAGGACACCCUGCAGGAUCUGCUGGAAAUCCACUUCCAGAAAAGCGGCAACAGCGGCGGAGAGAUCGAAGCCAUCCUCUACAACCCGGUGGGUGAGCAGGUCUCGGCUCUGUUCCAGGGCGUCUCCCCAAGCAGAGAGGAGGACGGGCAGUAGAUUCAUCACCAAGGCUGAUUUAGAUCAUCUGCCAAAGUGAAGACAGGAUCCACUCUGCUGUAAAUCUGAUCUAGACAUAUAUUCUUUUCACACCUUUGAAGGAACUCAAUAAUCUAACACAAAGUCAUAAAGCUCUUUCUUCUUUUAGGUUAUUUUUUGGCACUGAUAAAACUGCUGCUCAUUAUUAGACGGACAAAGCGUCACCUGAGUGUUUCUGUCUAAUUAUUUAAAACCAUAAAUGAAUGGCAACAACAAUGAUGCAAUAACUCCAUCAUCAAAUCAACAACUGAUGUGUGCGUUUACAUUGUGAAACCGGUUUCCUCUUGUGUCACAUUAAAUAACUGACCUGCAACAUGAUAUGACUGUUUUAGCUCUGUGCCAUCAAAUGAAUUGACUCCACAUGAAUAAAGGUUUUUAUUUGUUGAAA